This is a messenger RNA of Debaryomyces fabryi, 414 nucleotides long. RefSeq lists its product as uncharacterized. The record is from RefSeq and is a predicted model, not a curated record. The transcript has a single exon. Lineage: Eukaryota; Fungi; Ascomycota; Pichiomycetes; Serinales; Debaryomycetaceae. The coding region runs from base 1 to 414 and encodes 137 amino acids.
AUGACAGAACCAAAUCCAACAGUAAAAUUGACCGAACCUACUCCAAAAAGGGAGCCAGAAGAUUAUUUUGACCAAACUCAAGACAAAGCAGUCUCUUCUGCCUUGGUAGGUGACGAAGAUGAAGCCAUCACACAAGAGCCAAAAAGAACAGAGGGUAUGCUGUUAGAUGUUCCAGAAAAAACAGAAGUAAGUAACUCAGAUAAUGAUGAUAAUGGCUCUGAUGUCACAAGUGUCACUAUGAGUGAACAAGGAAGUGGGUACGAAAGAGAAUCUAACGAAUGUACAGAAUGUUGUAUUGACUUAAUCGGUUGUUUUGGAUUAUUCGAUUCCUGUUGUCCAUCUACGGGAGAGGGUUUCAUAACCAACCUAGGGGUAUUCUGUGGUAAUCUUCUCGUUGGAUGUUGUAAAUGUUAA